Messenger RNA from Salpingoeca rosetta, 3783 nucleotides. RefSeq lists its product as uncharacterized. The transcript has 20 exons. Lineage: Eukaryota; Choanoflagellata; Craspedida; Salpingoecidae. The coding region runs from base 484 to 3348 and encodes 954 amino acids. Gene Ontology annotation, molecular function: copper ion binding; oxidoreductase activity. The record is from RefSeq and is a predicted model, not a curated record.
CCAUCAGCGGUUCACGCAAGCGGCGUUGUUCGUGUGCGUCUUGCUUCAUCCUCCACACGAAACCAAACCACACCACACCACACCAUCCAUCAUCAUCGUGGGUGGCGGCGUCCUUUCCUUCCAUCCAACCCAUCAACACGCAUCCAUCCCUUCUUGCAUCCACCCACAUUCUCCCUCACCAUCAUCACCCCACACAUCCAUCCAGCCACCACCACAUCCACGACCCACGACCCUUGGCUGUCGCCACCACCAUCACCGCCACGCUUCCUUCCAUUUACCACCGUCCGCAACCUUUCCGUCUCUUCUUCGUGCAUUUGCUGUUGUACUCCCGAACACGAGUGGAGCUCAACACCUGCUGCGCGCACGAUAGGCAACCAACCAACACAAGCACAACAACACAAAGACACGCUCGCGCGCGUUUCACGCACAACCAAUCGCCCACAUUAAGCAAACACAGCUGCACCCACCACAACAGCACCGGCGAUGGCGAGGUUACGUCUCGUGGCGCUGGCAUUUGCACUGCUCCUGGUGCUGACUGCAUCCGCAGCGACGGCAAAGACGGUCACCAUCUACCCAGCUCGCGAUGGCACCCUCAUAGAGCCUGCUGGCGAGGAAACCAAUGCUGCUGGGCUCUCCGACGGCAUCUACUCUGGUGUCCUUGCUGAGGGAAGGCGCAUGCGCGCUGCGCUGUGGUUCGACAUUGAUCGUGAGAUCCCCGAAGGGUCCACGAUCAACAGCGCAUCCGUGUUCCUGUUCCUGCAGAAGGUGAAACUGCCCCUGCCAAAGGACUACACGCUGCAUCGCCUCCUGGGCGAGUUUGGGGAAGGCACUGCUUCCUUCAACGGCGGCAAGGGCGCGCCAGCGACAAUGUACGAUGUGACGUGGAACCACGCCAUGUACCCUUUCAAGGCGUGGACAACACCAGGCGGUGACUUUGUUGCAAACCCGAGCGCAACCACCGCCGUCUCCUUCGCUCAGAUGGAGUACGAGUGGGCGGGCCUCGAAGCUGACGUGCAGUUCUGGGCCGACCACCCCUCGGAAGACUUUGGAUUCAUCCUCAUCGGUGAUGAGCAGUGCGGCGACUUCUGCAAUCCAAGCGCACGCCGGUUCGUCUCCAAAGACUUGUCGGACGAAGAGAACCACUGGCCGCGUCUGGUUGUGGACUUUACGCCCCCCAACACUGACUAUGCCGCUUGCUGCACCACCGAAGGAAACUGCAGACUUACGACACCGGACGGGUGCACCGCCAUCAAGGGCAAGUACAACGCAGGCACGUUGUCAUGCAUGGGCGUGCAAUGCUCCGUGGAGUGCACACCAGAGGAGAUUGCCAUUGGCGCGUGCCAGCUCGGCGCCUGCUGCACGGAGGACCUGCAGUGCGUCAUCACCACUGAGACGCGCUGCAAGGGCGCAUACAAGGGCCAGUACAACGGCGAUGACACAACGUGCAACUCUGAAUCGUGUGCACUUCGCCUGGAGCCGUUCGUGGACGCUCUACCCAUCCCGCACGUGGCCCAGCCGUACGAGGGCCGCGCAGGUGGCAAGGCAAAGUACAUAUUCACCAUCGAUGAAAUCCAACAGAAACUGCACCGCGACCUGCCGCCCACAACCCUGUGGGGAUACAAUGGCAUGUUCCCUGGCCCCACACUGGAGGCCUGGACCAAUGAUCCAGUCACAGUCACGUGGGUGAACAACCUGCGCGACGAGAACGGUGUGCUGCGCACGUCCCACUACCUUGAUGUGGACGAGUGCAUUCAUGGGCCAUCUUUCAGCCAGAAGGUUCCCUUUGUCGUUCCACACUUGCACGGUGGCAAGAUGAAAGGGCGGUGGGAUGGCCAUCCUGACUUCCAGUUUCCACCCGGCGUCAACGACACGUAUGUCUUUGACAACGAGCAGCGUGCCAGCACACUCUGGUACCACGAUCACGCCCUCGGCAUCACGCGGUUGAAUGUGUACAUGGGCCUGGCGGGUCUCUACAUUGUUCGUGACGAGUACGAGACAAAGCUGCAGCUUCCGUCCGGGAAAUACGAAGUGCCCAUUGUGAUUAUGGAUCGCCAGCUGAACCGCGACGGCACGCUGUACUACCCCUCGCUUUGGACUGGCGCCUUUACCGGUGACUUCCUUGUUGUCAACGGCAAAAUCACGCCUUAUCUUCGCGUCGAACGUCGCGCGUACCGCUUCCGCAUCCUCAAUGGCUGCGGUACGCGUGCGCUUGAGCUGAAGAUGGGCAAGGGCAAAUUCUGGGUCGUUGGCACCGAGCGGGGCCUUCGCAGGAAACGCUGGAAGACAACGCGCGUGCUCCUCGUUCCUGGCGAACGCAUUGACGUCAUCGUCGAUUUCUCAUCCCGCCGUGUUGCCGAGAAGAUCCGCCUUGUGAACAAGUACCCCCGCAGCCACGCGCCAGGGUCCCCUCCGUUGUCUGAGGAUGUGCUGGAGUUCCACGUGAUUGAGAGCGAACCACAGCCCAAGUACAAGCCGCCAAAAGCCCUGGACACGUCUGUGAAGCAGCUUCCAAGCAGCGCCAACAUGGUCAAGCGCGAGUUUACCAUGGGAGAGAUGCAAGAGGAAAAGUGCAGUGGGAAGGUGUACCGCAUCAACGGGCUUGGAUGGGAUGAUCUCACAGAGUUCCCACUUGUCGGGUCGCGAGAGGAGUGGACGUUUGUCAAUCUGGACUCCACCCACCUCCAUCCCAUGCACAUGCACUUGGUCGAAUUUACUGUGCUGCGUCGCCAACCCAUCCAAGUCACUGGUGACGGCACGUACGAACUCGUGGGCGAGCCGUCGGGCCCACUCAAGGGGGAUCUUGGCUGGAAGGACAUGGUUGGUGUAUUUCCACUUGAAGCCGUAACAGUCAUUGUGCAGUUCCCAGACAAGGGCGGUGGACGUUUCCCAUACCAUUGCCACAUUCUGGAGCACGAAGAUCACGACAUGAUGCGACAGUUCCAUUUGCAACAGCUUCAUUGCAACAAUAAUGGCAUGUGUGAGCCUGGCGAAGACUGCUACUCGUGCCCCUUUGACUGUGCCACCUCCUCCGGUGCGCGCUGUGGCAACGGCUUAUGUGAGGCUGGCGAUGGCGAAAACUGCGCCAACUGCCCAGAUGACUGCGCGGGCGAUGUUGGCGCCAUUUGCUGCGGCUACGGUCCGAUUGAGUUUGACGGGUACGAGGCUGGUAUGACCACGAUUGGGUGCUCGCACGACAUCUGCACCGCGGAUGGACACUUUUGCCGCGACAAGCCACAGAUACAGUCGUGCUGUGGCGAUUCCUUGUGCACGGGAAACGAGGAGGAGACAUGCGCACUCGAUUGUGCGUUGACCCCUGCAGCCCCAUCAUGGCGCAUGCCAUCACUGUAGACAGCAGCGUAAUUUAAUAUUGAAGGUGGUGGCUGUGUGGACUGACCGACGGUUGAACGCUUGAAGUCGUUGAGCAAUCCCCUCUUUACCCAACUACACCACGCUCUAUCACUAUCAUUGUGUCUGUGAUGUUGAGAUGAUAUGAACCAUCCAUAUGAUAUCACAACUUUGGCGCACCGUUCUUUUAGCCUUUUGUUUGUACGAUGUCACGCGCUUGUUUUGUUAAUUCCUUGCUUCUGUCAUUCGCACGUCUAUUCGCCUCCGCCUGCUGUACAUCUGCGCUGCCUGCGCUGCCUGCGCUGCCUGCAAACGGGUUGGUAACAUCUGUUUCCUUUCCCAGCUUAGCUGCAAAUGCAAAUACACUCUUUAUUGCCUUUCGUUCUUGCUCGCCUCUCGUGUCCUUAUCUACCAACAAUGAAAUGGACAAUCGACCGA